Messenger RNA from Aspergillus wentii DTO 134E9, 1332 nucleotides. RefSeq lists its product as uncharacterized. The transcript has 2 exons. The coding region runs from base 1 to 1332 and encodes 443 amino acids. The record is from RefSeq and is a predicted model, not a curated record. Lineage: Eukaryota; Fungi; Ascomycota; Eurotiomycetes; Eurotiales; Aspergillaceae.
AUGCCCUGCAUAAACAACACAUGGUUCAAGAGACAGCCAAAGAUCUCCAUCAAUCUCAUCAAUCAAAAAGAAAAUCACACCACUGCAUACACAACAUUAGAUAGAAUCGAGGGGGAAGCAACAGUAACCGCCGACUAUGAUACAGACUUCAGCCAUGUCGAAAUCACGUUCGAAGGUACUGCUCGGGUGUAUACACAACGAACUGGUCCUCCUCACGCAGCCCCCGAACUAGAGACGAAGCAAACAUUCCUGAGGAUUCGGCAACAUAUUGACGAAAGCGUCUAUUCAUCUCCACAGGUAUUAAGACGAGGCCAAAAGUACACAUUUCCAUUCAGCUUUAUUGUGCCGGAUCGCCUCAACCACCAGAGUUGUGAGCAUGGAGACGAUGAAAACGCCCGCCAGAGACAUACCCAACUACCCCCGACCUUGCAAACUUCCAAAUUCAUCAGCCGUUGCAAAUAUCCAGUCGAUGAUAUGACGCCAACUGCAUGUCGUGUUUCAUAUGGGGUUAAAGUCGCAGUGUUGAAACGUUCCUCAAAGGAAAUGUUGGUGAAUCGCACAAAGAAAAUACGUUUGAUUCCUGCCUAUGAGGAAGAAACACCAUAUACCGCCUGUGGUGAUAUUGAAAAGUGUUCCUGGCGGAGAAUAAAAGACAUCCAAUACGGUAUGAUGAGAGAUAAACUGGGGCAGCUUAUCGUGACUGCAUUUCAACCAAAACCGCUUCGCCUAUCUGCACCGGAAUGCAAAAUAUCUGAGACUGGCAAUUCGUCUGCUGUGGCGCACAUUCGCUUCAAUCCAGUUGGGGAUGAGACACCACCCUGUUUGGGAACCCUAUACAGCAAGCUCAGAGUUUCGACCUCGUAUUCAUGCAAUCCAUGGACUGACAGUCCUUCUCAUUCUAUGAUGGGGUAUCCUCAAACGGGUACUCGCGUCUUUGCGAAGAGUCUUCCAUUGUCUUCAUUGUGCGUCGAGUCUGUUCAAUGGACGAAGCACACGGUGGAAGACAGCUUAAUCGAUGAUUACGAUCAAGUGGCAGCUUCGGAAACGGCGACAAAGAAUUCGACAGCCGGUAUUUUCUAUACGGCUUCUUUGGUUGUCCCGAUCACACUCCCACAAACCAAGGCCUUCGUUCCGACGUUCGAGUCGUGUAUGAUCUCUCGCGGCUAUGCCCUUGAGCUCCGUCUUUCAUAUCACUCUUCUAAUACUUUCUUGCCUUCAUGGGUAGAAGUGAAAGUGCCUGUCCAGAUUGUGUCGGCAGGAGGAACAACACAUGAGCCAUUACUACCGCCAUAUACACCAUCCGCCGAGUCGCCGGAUAAGCUGAUCAUCUGA